ACCUUCACUGCCCAGGUCUUGCCGUUCUUAUUGAUCCUCUGUCUGGCGAGCCUGACGAGCACCGAUCGGGCGCUGCCAUGGCCAGCGCUGACUAGCCCGUUCCAACCCGCUUACCUAACUCCUCCUCAGGCUUCAGGCUCCCUCUCUUCCUCCCUCAUCACCGCCCACCCACGCUUCCCCUGGGCGCGUUUCUUGUCCAGACGCCGUCGACGCUUUGUAGAUUCCAGUCGCUCGUUUCUUUCGCCGUUCUCUGCUCCCAUCGCCUGGUAUGCUGACCUGAGAGCUGUCCGUUCCCUACUUCGUACCGUUGGGCCGUCACUCCUUUGCCGUCCGCCCCCUCCUAUCUCCUGUCUGGGUUGA
Molecule: messenger RNA, 360 nt
Organism: Rasamsonia emersonii CBS 393.64
Lineage: Eukaryota; Fungi; Ascomycota; Eurotiomycetes; Eurotiales; Trichocomaceae
Exons: 1
Source: RefSeq, a predicted model, not a curated record